Cuscuta campestris is the source of this 1098-nucleotide messenger RNA. The record is from the annotation of a GenBank genome assembly. Lineage: Eukaryota; Viridiplantae; Streptophyta; Magnoliopsida; Solanales; Convolvulaceae.
AUUGGUACCAUAUAAUUCAGAGGAUAAAGCUCCUUACAGGAUUUUUCUUUUAGGUUUUUUACCUCGAUGCCUUUUUUGAAUCGAUAAGUUAGACUUAGGGUUUAUUAUUAGGGUUUCUCUUUUGAUAUAAAAAGGGAGGCAAACCCGUAGGAGGACUAUCAAUAAGAAAACAUUAAACCCAUCUUUUUUUUUCUUCCCUUUCCCCUUUGGAGUUCGGAGAUACUCGAAGCUCUCCUUGACCUGAUACAUUUCCAUAUCAAAGUGCUCUCGUUGAGAGACAUGACAGAUGCCUCGUCUAAUUCCCCAGAUCUGGAACCUAGGGUUCACGAGAUGGGACGAGCGAUGGUGCAGUUGCAGCAGGACUUGGAGUUCUGGAUGGAUCGAAUACAUGCAACGCUGGUAGAGCUGCGAGCCUACAUCACCACCCAGCAAGUCGGCGGUAACAAUAUCGGGCGUAUGGGGCGUCCAAACUACGACACGACCCCUGGGUUUAUCACGCAAAAGCCCAAGUUAGAGCCGCCUAAAAGAGACGGCACAGAGCCCUUACAUUGGUUGUAUCAAGUCCAAGAAUACUUUACCUGCUAUGAGCUACCUCUAGGCGAACGCCUAAGUUGUGCGACCACGAUGUUAGAAGGAGUAGCCGCAGACUGGUAUAGAUGGACGAGGAACAAUGGGUUGAUCAGCGAUUGGGACGACUUUGUACGUAAGUUUAUACUCCGAUUCAACCCAUUGCAUUACGUAGAUUACUUGGGGAAACUGGCCCAGACCAGGCAUAUCGGUGCGAUAAUGGAUUACCAUGCGGCAUUUGAAAAAAUCCCGACCCAUGUGGCGGACGUGCAAGAAUCCACGUUGCAAUCGUUAUAUCACGCGGGUCUUAAAGCCCACUUGCAGCAUGAGAUCAGCCUCUUAAAACCUACUAGUCUUUCUGAAUCAUUCGCCUUAGCGCGAAAUUAGAGGCCAAGCACAAUGCCCUAGUUCAAUCUGUAUGGGGCGCAAAGUACUUCAUGGAACCCUAUUUUCUCACGAGGGUGUGUAACACCCUAAUCCGUCCAGGUCUGUAGCCCCUCCGGACUAAAUUAUUAAAUUGGUAAUCAUGUA